Molecule: messenger RNA, 910 nt
Organism: Suillus subalutaceus
Lineage: Eukaryota; Fungi; Basidiomycota; Agaricomycetes; Boletales; Suillaceae
Product: PIF1-like helicase-domain-containing protein
Exons: 1
Coding region: 185-910 (241 amino acids)
Biological process (GO): DNA repair; telomere maintenance
Molecular function (GO): DNA helicase activity
Source: RefSeq, a predicted model, not a curated record
CUUUGCUCUUCUUUCAUUCACGACUAUGGCGACGUCCGCUUCAUUUCACGGAGUAGUUGGUCUUCAAAAUGGAAAUCGGUAUCAGAUUGACAGAAAGAACUUUUGGCGAUGCUGUACUAUUAGACCUCACUGCUCCCCGCCGCAGAUUGGUGACUGAGUACUGAGGGCUGGCACCUUCGCGUCAAUGUGUUCACAUUCGGUGCGAACAUUGCCUCAGCUGAAGACGGCAUCUAUCUAUAUUCUGCGCGCACAAGAACAAAUUGUGCUUAUUGCCGGAAGCAGUGCGUUAGCUGCAACUGCAUAUGACCGUGGACGCACCGCACAUCACAUGUCUGGCAUACCGGUAACUGACGACAAUGUCGACUUACAUAGUUCCAUUCGCCCUCACUCACCUCGUGCGGAUCUCAUUCAAAAUGCUAGUGCAAUCAUUUGGGACAAACUUCCUGCCAUCAACAGAGCCGCGUGGGAGCGCGUCGAUGAACUUUGCCGUAUCGUAUGCAAUCGCCCGCGAAUCCCAUUUGGAGGAAAAACUUUCUUAGGAUUAGGAGACUUUCGACAAGCAGGUCCUGUCGUCAGUAGAGCAGGAGAAACUCUCGUCCCAUCGGUAAAGUCAUCAACGCUUAACAUUCGAAUGUUGAAUCUCAACACACCAAUGCGCAGCAUGGGGGACCCAAGAUUCACGGCCUUCGUAGAUCACAUUGGAGAGGACUGCUCCGGAAACCGACAGAAUCUCGCGCUCAUAGCUACAACCACAAACUUUGACGAUGGCAUCAAAUUCCUAUUCCCUGAACACUUUCUUGAAGACCCUGAGACGUGUCUGCAGCUCUCCCCUCUCAAUAUUAUGUCGAUGAAUUCAACGACAGAAUUUUGGAGAAAUUGCUGGGUGAAUUUCGUAAUUAAGCAUCGCUAA